Ostreobium quekettii is the source of this 396-nucleotide messenger RNA. The record is from the annotation of a GenBank genome assembly. Lineage: Eukaryota; Viridiplantae; Chlorophyta; Ulvophyceae; Bryopsidales; Ostreobiaceae.
AUGGGCUUGGGUGUUGCCGCUGCCGGCGUGCUGGCUCUGGGUCAGGCGCUCGAGCUGCUGUGGCCGGCUGCGAAGGCCAGGACGGCGGGGCUGGGCCAGUCCGUGCAGAAGCUGCAGCGCGAUACGAAGGCGGCCGUUGAGGACGUGCAGGCGAUUUGCGCGGACGUCAAAAACCGCACUGGAGCUAUCGAGGAGACGUUCAAGGGCGUUGAGCGCGACGUGCAGGCGUUGGCCGGCAGGCUUGAGAGGAUCCUGUCUGAUCAAGAGCCAAGGAAGGAGAGCGAUCGAUUAUGUGAGCCUAUCCAGAUGUCGUUGUUACCCUCACUAGCACCUCAACAAGAACAUGGAGAACUCGACAGUGUGGAGGUGCCAGACGCCGAUCUCUUUGACAAGUGA